Messenger RNA from Dermacentor silvarum, 2276 nucleotides. RefSeq lists its product as uncharacterized. NCBI's taxonomy places the organism in Eukaryota, Metazoa, Arthropoda, Arachnida, Ixodida, Ixodidae. The transcript has 15 exons. The record is from RefSeq and is a predicted model, not a curated record. Gene Ontology annotation, biological process: proteolysis. Bases 1 to 2250 code for a protein of 749 amino acids. Gene Ontology annotation, molecular function: metalloendopeptidase activity.
AUGAAUGAAGUUUUGUGCGGGCGCAGGGAAGACGAAGAGAACCGGAAAGUGUCGUUCGUAGUCUGCUGCAACCUGAUCCUCUUCAUCAUCAUGAUCAUACUGCUCAUGCUGCUGUUCAUGCAAUACUCGUGUGAGUAUAGUGAUACUGACAGCCUGGUGAUCAUUUACAAUGCACUUGCUAGCUCCGAUGAACACCACCGUCAGCGAACCAGUUACAACGCCCUCGACACCGGCUACGACCACACCGGAGGCGACAACCCCAAUGGCGACGACGACGCCGCCGACGAAACCGUCGACGACCCCAGCGCCGCCGCCGCCACCACCAACGACAGUGGUCUCGAGCUCUACGCCAAGCUCGACGACUCCGACUACAAAACCGCCCACGACGACAUCGACGUCGACAACCCGUUAACCUUCCGGUUGUUUCGCUCCCGUGAUAUGCCAGGCAACUACACGCUCAUCUGCGUGUUCGAGGCGCUGCGUCAAGUGCUGUGGAACAAGAGUUAUACGUGCACCGACUACGUCUACAUCCGGUUCUUCACGUACAGCCACGACAAUGACCCGACAGUACAGGUGGUGUUCGAGAAGAAGAAGCUCAAAUCGGGACUCGUGAAAAUGUACUACGACGACAGCGCCGAAGAAUGGAGACAGUACAGCUAUCGAGCGCUCGACAAUCGAGUGAGGACUGCCAUUGGACGACACCCAGGAACCCGCUGGUUUUUGGGCCUUUGGGGUUCCGCCUACAUGAGGCUCAUGUCCGGUCUCUUCCACGCGUCCGUCGUGCAAAAGGCCCUGCACGAUGCGCUGCGGAGCAACUUCAGCGAUAAGGUUAACAUGUCCUACUUCCACGGGUUCGCCAUCAUCAACAGCAUCAUACGCGACACCCGGCCCCUGGGUCGCUCCUUCAAUUUCAGCGAUAUCUUCCGGGGCCAUACACACGGCACUCCAAUCCUGGAUCCCAGCUGGUCAUUGAUACACACGGCGGCGAUAUUUCCUUUCGGGCCUGCCGUUGUUCCCGAGUCCAUGGUCAAACACAUAUUGGAGGAAGCAGACCUUGUAGGGAUCAGCACGGCCAACACCACGGACGAGCCAAACUUGUUGAUGGACAAUGUCGAAAACACCGCUCCCUACCUGUUUGCGUCACCGCCCAACCCGAUCAUGCCGCCCGGCCCAAAUACACGAGGCAUGCUGGACAUCCUCAAGGAAUUCCCGCACUGGAAGAACGUGCUAAACAGGUCGAGACUAUGCUUCUCCGUCACUACCUCGAUCAACUACGCGCACACCGACGUCGACGGCAUCGACUUCGUGAGGGAUGUACGCCAGAACGAAGAUGUGCAGCGUUACAGCCGCAGGCGGUUCGUCGCCUUCAACGCCACCACCAAGUUGCCAGUGGAGAAGAAGCUCAUGGUCUACCAUUACGACAACGUCACGCACACGCAUUACUGGCGUCGCCUGCCGCCCGGCGAGAAGCUUCUCAGCUUCUUCGCGUACGACAUGGCCGAAACGCUCAAAUACAAGGUCGAGCAGCUGCUGAAUGCGUACCCCGACGACCGAUGCGUCGUGUUCGACGACUUGGGCGAAGAUGGCCUGGGCGCCAGCUUCACGGUCGAAUACUGCAUCAGGGUGGCCGUCCACUGCUUGACGUACGCGUCUUCGUCGCUAUUCGUGGUAUCGGCGGAAGGCGCACUCUGCGACCAGCUAAGGGACUACGCGGUGGACCUGAACCCGUACCGCAAGACUCUCGAGGUGUUCCUGAUGCUCUCCAUGCUGACCACGUGCCUGGGUGUGGCCGGCUACUGCAUCCUCUCUUACCUCAUCGUCGAGUACUUCUUCGCAUCCGGAGGCCUACUCCACGUGGCGGAAACUGAAAUGGAGGUAUGCACGGACGAUGCCUGUGGCGAGUACGAGCACCGGACAAUGGGAUUUGUCGAUUGGAAGGGUAGCCCGUGCGAGAACUACUUCAAGUACGCUUGUUCGGGCUUCCAGAAGGAGGCCGUCGAUCUGAACUUUGCCGUAUACAGACCGCACAACGAAGUGGUAGACAUCGAGUACGGCAUACUCAUCGAGCUCCUCUUUCAAGAUGGCUCCGACCAGUGGCCCAGCAAAGUUCUCGAGUUGCAUAACACUGCCAGGCAGGCGUAUCGCCUCUGUCGCGCUUCCGAAGGUGAGUGGGGGAUCCGGUGCCUAUAUUCUGCGUUCUUGAGCAAUAGCCAAAUGGAUGCGCGUUUUCGGCCUAUUAUUUGCUCGUAGCCGAACAUUUACCCCUCUCUUUCACG